Messenger RNA from Zea mays, 1644 nucleotides. Its product is annotated as GroES-like zinc-binding alcohol dehydrogenase family protein. Gene Ontology annotation, molecular function: oxidoreductase activity. Bases 74 to 1327 code for a protein of 417 amino acids. NCBI's taxonomy places the organism in Eukaryota, Viridiplantae, Streptophyta, Magnoliopsida, Poales, Poaceae. The record is from RefSeq and is marked predicted. The transcript has 8 exons.
CGGAAGCUUUGCUUCGGUUGACUGCACUGCACUGCACCUGCUGCCUGCUGCCGAGUUCAGUUGGUCCAGGGCCAUGGCCAUGUCCUCGUCGCGCGCCCUCCUCCGCCGGAUCGGGGGGGCUCUCCGCCGCCGCUCCUUCUCCGACGCCGCGGCCGGCCCCGACUCCGCCGCCGUAGGGUACCACGUCGCGGGCGGGCCCAGCUACAUGCGCGGCGCCGUGUUCUGGGAGCCCGGGCGCCCGCUCACGCUGGAGGAGUUCCACAUGCCGCGACCCAAGGCCGGCGAGCUCCUCAUCAAGACCAAAGCCUGCGGGGUGUGCCACUCCGACCUCCACGUCCUGAAAGGCGAGCUCCCUUUCUCCAGCCCCUGCGUCGUGGGCCACGAGAUCACCGGCGAGGUCGUCGACCAUGGCACGCACACCCCCGCGGAGAUCAUCAGCAGGUUCCCAGUAGGAAGCCACGUCGUCGGCGCGUUCAUAAUGCCAUGUGGGAACUGCUUCUACUGCGUUAAGGGCCAAGAGGACCUGUGCGAGUCCUUCUUCGCGUACAACCGCGCCAAAGGGACGCUCUACGACGGCGAGACGCGGCUGUUCCUACGGGGCAACGGGAAGCCGGUGUACAUGUACAGCAUGGGAGGCCUUGCGGAGUACUGCGUGGUGCCAGCCAACGCGCUGGCGGUCCUCCCCGCCUCGCUGCCGUACACGGAGUCGGCGAUCCUGGGGUGCGCGGUGUUCACCGCGUACGGCGCCCUGAGGCACGCCGCCGAGAUGCGGGCGGGCGACUCGGUGGCCGUGAUCGGAGUCGGAGGGGUCGGAUCGAGCUGUCUGCAGAUAGCAAAGGCCUUUGGAGCUUCCGAGGUCAUCGCGGUGGACGUUCUCGACGAGAAGCUCCGGAACGCCACAACGCUCGGCGCGACGCACACUGUGAACGCGGCGAAAGAGGACGCCGUUGAGAGGAUAAAGGAGAUCACUGGCGGUAGGGGUGUCGACGUGGCUGUCGAGGCGCUCGGUAAGGCGCUCACGUUUUCCCAGUGCGCCAGGAGCGUGCGCGACGGAGGCAAGGCGGUGAUGAUCGGGCUCGCGGCGACGAAUGUGGUGGGGGAGGUCGACAUAACCCGCCUCGUCCGGCGACAGGUGAAGAUCAUCGGCUCGUACGGCGCGAGGGCCAGGCAGGACCUUCCGCAGAUAGUGAAGCUGGCGGAGAGCGGCGCCUUCAGCCUCCGGAACACCGUAUCGAGGAAGUGCAGGUUCGAGGAGGCGAACGGCGCCUACGAGGACCUCGACCAGGGCAAGAUCGUCGGCCGAGCUGUGGUCGAGAUCAUGGAGUGAAUGGGUGACGACGAUGGGCGUGGGCGAGGUGAUCAGUCAUGUGGCGUGGUUCCAGGCCCCUGGGCCAGACGAUACCAAUAAAUAAAAGCGCGCAGAUUUCUCGCUUGGCUUUCGCCGUGUCUCCUAAACGUUUGUCAAAUCGUCAAGAGUCAUGAACCCUGUUCGUCCACAGCAUGGGCCUUUAUCCUGAGUCCUGACUGACCAAACAAACAAAGCUGCAGCAAAGCCAUAUGCACCCUGACUUCGGCCCAUGAGUCAUGAACCCUUGGGUUCGCCCGUGUUGUUUCUGGUUUAUAAUGAAAAUUUAUUACUGUCGC